CUGGAGACGAGGGGUCUCCUUUUUCAUCUGAAGACGCGUCACAAGCAGAGGCACAGGAGACGCCACCUCGCUGUUCUUGUCCAGACAGGAGCGUUCUCACAUAAUUAGCAGGUGUUUUUUUUUUUUUUGUUUUGUUUUUUUUGCUGCUUUGCAUCCAGCUGUGCGCCGCGCCGGCCCAUACGCUCACUGACGCUCCUGCCUGCUCGACAUGAACCUGCUCUGCGUGACUCUCCUGACCCUCAUGAAGCUCCACCGGAGCCCUGCGGGGGCGUCACCCCUCCGCGUCCCCGCCGCUCCUCCACAGCCUCCAGCCGGACCGCCUGAGGCCGACCAGAAGUUUGCGGAGGAAUAUCUGCGGCGCUUCUACGGUGACCAGCCCAGGCCAGACAGACGGAAAAGGGCGGCAGCCUCCAGAGACGCUUCAAAUCAGACGGCGGGGCUCUGCGACAAGGUGAAGAAAAUGCAGCGUUUCUUUGGGUUGCCUCCGGACGGAGACCUGGGCGAGGAGACGCUGGCCGUGAUGAAGAAGCCGCGCUGUGGGCUGUCGGACGUGGAGCGCCACGGGGGAGCCGUGCGCUGGAGAAAACGCACCAUCAGCUACAGGAUCGCUGGUGGAAAUCUCCCUUUCCCAGCCAGUAGGACUCACAAAGCCAUCAGGAGAGCGCUGCAGCUGUGGUCCAGCGUUUCCCUCAUCAGAUUCCGCAGGAGGGAGGCGAAGGAGGCCGACGUCAGCAUCGCUUUUGUCAGCGGAGACCACGGCGAUGGAUCUCCUUUCUUUGGCAAAGGGGGAAGUCUGGCUCACGCCUUCCUCCCUGGUCUAGGAAUAGGAGGGGAUGUGCACUUUGACUCUGAGGAGGAAUGGACUUUGAAUUCUACUGGUAUCAGCCUUCCUGUCGUUGCAGCUCAUGAAUUCGGCCACGCUCUCGGCCUCUCCCACUCGCCCGACCCCGGAUCCAUUAUGUACCCGGCUUACAACUUUGCGCCCAGUUUGGAGCUCUCCUUCGACGACGUGCAGAGCAUCCAGCACCUUUACGGUGAAAACCCCAACUUCCACCUACAGUCACUGAAAAGCCCUCCUCCCAAAACCCCCAACAAAUGCGACCCCGAUCUGUCCUUUGAUGCCGUGACCGAGUUACAACAAGAGGUGGUGUUUUUCAAAGACAGAUUCAUGUGGCGAAAACAUCCCAGUUUCGUCGAAACGCGCAUCGCCCUCAUCAGCAGCCUGUGGUCGGCCUCCGUACCGUCUCACCUGGACGCUGCGUACGAGAACGUGGAGAAAAACGUCAUUUUAUUUUUCAAAGGCGAUCAGUACUGGAAAGUCCAGCAGUUAGUUCUGCAGGAAGGUUUUCCCAGAAACAUCUCAGACCUGGGCUUCCCCUCCAGAAUAAAGUCAGUGGAUGCUGCUCUGCACUUCAGAAACGACCGCUACACUGUGUUCUUCACCGGCCAUGAAUGUUGGAGGUACAAUGAACUGCGGGGCGUGAUGGAGGGAUCACCAAUGCUCAUCGAGCAACAGUGGCUGGAAAUCCCAUUCCCUAUCGACGCAGCUGUCUACUACCAGGGAUUUGUGAACUUCUUCAAGGGAAACAAGCAAUAUAAAUACGACUUUGGCCAGAACCGCGUUGUCUCCGUCAGCAGCGCUAACGACCUAAUGGACUGCGAGCUGGGAAAGAGUAACAAGCACAUAUUCUGAUGACGAAAUGGCCCGAUGAUGACAUUGCAGUGUGUGUAGUCACAGGGAACUGGCUCUGUCCGGCAGCAACCACAGUGUUUGUAACAGUGGGAUCUAGUAAAUACUGUAGGGAAGUGGUUAAAAGUCAUACCUCAGUGUGUAAUAGUGUUGAAAGAAAGGAAAUUUAUACAAUCCAUCAAAGCCAUGUACAAUUAAAAAAAAUGUUUCUUUAAUUUGUCUACUUUAAGUGUUUGUUGUUGUUGUUUUAAGAUUUGCAACAAAUAUUGAAUGAAAUGAAUGACGGUUAUAAGUAUUAGAUACGUUUCCUAAACAAAAAGAGAUUAAAUGUGUAUGGGUGCCCUUGAGCAAGUCACUCCACCCACCUUGAUGGUGGUGGUCAUGAUGGCAGCCUCGUUCCGGUCAGUAGCUCGUCAUCACCAGUUUGUGAACGUGCCAUUUGAGACGUCAAUUUGAUAAAAGGGCAUUGUAAAUAAAAUCACUUUUUGUUCUUCUUUUUGAAACUGUGACUUUGUCGUCUGUGACCUGGAAUAUAAAACCUGUCUCUACAUAUUUUCAUGAA
This is a messenger RNA of Poeciliopsis prolifica (blackstripe livebearer), 2252 nucleotides long. RefSeq names its product matrix metalloproteinase-18-like. Gene Ontology annotation, biological process: extracellular matrix organization; collagen catabolic process; proteolysis. Lineage: Eukaryota; Metazoa; Chordata; Actinopteri; Cyprinodontiformes; Poeciliidae. The transcript has 10 exons. The record is from RefSeq and is a predicted model, not a curated record. Gene Ontology annotation, cellular component: extracellular matrix. Gene Ontology annotation, molecular function: metalloendopeptidase activity; zinc ion binding. Bases 209 to 1693 code for a protein of 494 amino acids.